Messenger RNA from Astrephomene gubernaculifera, 7788 nucleotides. NCBI's taxonomy places the organism in Eukaryota, Viridiplantae, Chlorophyta, Chlorophyceae, Chlamydomonadales, Astrephomenaceae. The record is from the annotation of a GenBank genome assembly.
ACUUAUCAAUAGUUCAAUGACAUCCUCAUCCGUAAGAGGAGUAGUGUGGCUCAGGAACACAACGAAGUCAUACCUCUGCUAACCGUUAUGGCACAACACGUCCGCAUUCUAAGUGCAGACACGCAGAUAAAGUUCCCUAUAAGGCAUUGUUAGCGCAUCGCUCGUAGUGACAGCGUGUCAACUAUGUGUUCUGAAUGGCCUAGAGUAUGCAGACCAAAUAAGAGGCCACAGCGCGUUCGUGUGCACGUCCGCUGUUUAGAUCCAUAGCCUGACAAGCGUACGAUGUUCUUGAAGGCUUGGCUCUGUGCGUGCUUACGGCCUCCCGGUGAAGAGAGUGACGCGCAAAUUGAAAGCAAUAGGGUCACAGAAAAUGGCCAUGUUAUUGUACAAGGCGCUGAGGGCCAGUCAGCGAAUGACUUUACAGUACCCCUCGAGAAUGAUUCUGGACAUCUGGCGCUUUUCCGAGCGCUUGUCGACGCGAGCCCAGAACCCAUUGGUGUAUACGAAGCAGAGUCUGGCAGGCUUAUUCUUUGCAACGCCGCUGUCAGAGCACUCCCAGGUGGUUGCGAUAACCUAACAUCGCUCUUCGCGUUGGACCCUUCCAGCCUCUUGGACGCGGUGGCGCGUGUGAAGAACGGGAUGUGCUGGCGCGGCCUCAUCCAGCUCCCAUCCACCUCCCUCCACAACGUCUUGUACUCCGAUGCGGCGCUUGUCGCCCUCCCGACUCCCGUAACAUGCGACCCCGCGCAACCAGUGCUUCCACCACCACCUCCGGACUCUUUCUCGCCCCCUGAAUCUGCCACCAACCACCACACAGCCAAUGCAUUGGCCGCCCCAUCCGCGCUUCGGCAAGCUCUUCAGCUGGUGGCGUAUCCCAGCCUCCGACUGCAUGGGCGCGCUCCCUCGGGCGGGCUAGACGAGCCGCAGCACAGCAUCAGCCCCAUGCCCAGCUCAGCCGCAGCAAACAACACCGCUGACCCAGCCACGCCACGCCGGGCACCAAAGCACGUCAGCUUGUCCGGCUGCCUGGCUGGUGGCCCCACAGCCGCCGCGGCUGUUGCAGCGGCGGCAGCGGCGACGGCAGCAACAACUGGCGGCACCGCCUCAACCACCGGCAUGCGCGGCAACACCGCCGCCGCCACCGCCGCCAGUACGGCAGCGGGAGCCAUCGCGAAGGCCACGCGCGCCGCCGCCGUCGCCAAGGCUGCGGCGCUCGCAGCCGCAGCGGAGGCGGCGGCGCAGGUGGCGGCAGCGGCGGAAGACCAUGACCGCAGCACCCGAGGGGGUGCCGGCGGCAGCAGCAACGCCGGCGGAGGCCGGUAUUACUACAGCGCCGGCGGCGGCAUGAGUGGCCGUACUCCUUCGCAUCUGUCGCCGUCGGCGUCACCGUUAGCAUCGUCAGAGCUGCUGCCGCCGCAAGGAGAAGGCGCCGGUAAGCCGACCUGCUCUGCAAACAGUCCGCAAACGGCCGCUGCAGUAACUCCGCAGCUCGGCGGCGACGGAGCCGCCGCCGCCGAUUCCGCCGAGGCUGUCGGCAGCGACGUCACGGCCGGUACAGCCGUCGCCGCCGACACCGCCGGCGGCCAUGGCAACCCUGACGCCGAAAGUCCACUGGAGAUCUCGAUCUCGUUGAGCGCCGCAGCUCAGUGCGGCUGGCGGCAGACUACCCACAGCGCUGGAGAGGUCAGCCCUACCUCCAUGGGAGACGCGCCGUCAGACGCUGCCGCCGCCAAUGCCGCUGCCGUUGUCACCGUAGCCCUGAGCAAGCCAGGGGGCACCGUCGUCGCAGCCCCAGUUCCUACCAGCGCCGCUGCUUCCCCCUUUGCCUUUAACUCCGCCUCUGCUGCUCCCGCUGCAGUCACCGCAGCAGCGUCGGAAGUAUCGCCUCAGGGGAUCACUGGAUCCGCAACCGUCACGCAAGGCGCAUGCAUGGGCUCCGUCCCCACGUCUUCCUCGGUGGGUGCUGCACCAACCCCCAACGGCCGCAAAGCCGCGUCGGUACCUGGCAAGAUGCAGCCCAGCCAACUGACAACUGUGUCGCCGCCGCCACAGCAGCAGCAGCAACCGCCGCCGCUGCUGUCGCCCUCGCCCUUCGUCAUUCCACCUCAGCCGCUUUUGUGCCCAUCACCCUUCGUCACUUUGCAGCCGCCGACGCUUUGCCCAUCGCCUUUCGUCACCACCCAACAACAGCAACCACCACCCAUGCAAGCUCCAAUGGGGGGUGGCAGCAAGAUCUCCGCGGAUCAGCAUGUGCUCCUGCCCAGCGGCGCCCGACGCCACCACAGCAGCAGCACCUCCGCUCAGGUCCUGCCCUGCCUUCAGCUCACCCAACAACAACAGCUGCUAGAGGCCCUCAAUACAAGCACUUGGGGAGCCCGCAUGAACAGCCGCCAUCGCCGGCCCAUGCGACGCGUUUCCACUUGCAUGGCAUUAGGUGACGGACGCGGCGCCGCCGUCGCAACCACCGUCGCCGCCAGUGGCGUUUCCGUCACCGCUCGUCGCGCCCCCGUCACCUCUAAAAGCGCCGCCGUCGCCGUCGCCAGCACCGCCGCCGCCGGUGGCGGCAGCCAUCCGCAGGGCUUCGCCGCUCCGAGUGAUGUACGAACGAGAAGGCUUCAAAGCGCCGGCGACGGUUCCGGUAUCAUUUUGGGGGCCAGCCCGCCGAGCCCAACAGCAAUCCCAGAGGACCUCUCAUGCAGCGGGGCUGCCCGUCAAAUGCACUCUGAAGCCCUACCCAUGACAGCCUUCUUCAGUAAUGACGAACCGCACCGCGGUGGCGGUGAUGACGGCCGAGGCAGCGCGAGCUUCGGCGCCGCUUGGGCCGCCUCCACAAUCCGCGCCUCCUCGUCACGCGGCUCCGAGGGAACGCUGCAUCAUGUCUUCGCCGCCGACCAUGUUCCGGCGCAUGUUGCAGUGAGCAGCAGCUGCCGCUCGGCUGCCAGCCACACGAUCGGCAGCAUGCCCAGCAGAGGUGCCGCAGCCGGCGUGGGCAGCUGCUUGCGGGCCCGAGGGCUGAGCUCAGCCUCCGGCGGCGUCGCGGCGGGCGCUGAAUGCGACGUGAACAACGCAGCAGCAGCGGAGGGCUUGGGUGCUCCGCUGUUUAACGAUCUGGUACAAUAUCAGGACCGAGAAAGCGCGGGUGCUGUGGUGCACACUUCCCAUUCGCAGGCGUUGCCGUCUGGCUCCGACAUCCUGGCUCCGAUAGCAGCAGCCGGCAGGCAGCAGGGGGCGGGUACGCUGUCGGCUCAAACGCAGCAGCGUGGUGAGUCAAACGGUCAACCCAGCAACUGCAGGCCCAGCCCACAAGAAGAGGACUGCGCGUCCCUUCAGGAGCAGCAGGACCAACAGCCUUGCUCCUGCGCAGCGCACAGCAACCAAGGACUUCUGAUGCUUACGCGACGCCCUGGCGACGAGGGCACGGCGGCCGCCAAUUCCUUCCGUCGCGGGGUCAGCAGCAACCUUAGCGGUUAUGAAACCGCCAGCGGUCACCGUCGCUACUCUCGCUGGUCGCAAUCCGACAUGGGCGGCUGGGAUGACGGCGUGCUCGUGCAACGAGCUGGCAGUGGUUUUAGCAGCGGUUCGGGAGUUUUUGGUUCCGGAGCUGUAGCCGCCGCAGGCUGCUCGCCGCCGCUUGGGAGCUUGGGCGUGCUGCCCCGCAUGCUUGAUUUGGCAACCAAGGUUUCAUCCAGGGCACUGCGACCGCGAGCAUCGGCGUCGCGUCUUGGUCCCGGUGCGGUGGUUGGCAGUAGUGGAGUGGGCGUGGGCGCAGCAGGUGCAGCGGUCCCUGCGGGCAUGGAGUUGGCGGCGGUUGGCGGCGGCGGCGGUGGGAGCUUUAUUGCUGCGCCAUUGGGCAUGGAUGUGGCGGGGAGCGUGGGCAGCGGCAGCGGCUGCGGCAGCGUGGGCGCUCGGCCGGGGAGCUUUGUGGCCUUGGCGACGGCUGCAGCACCCUGCAGUGCCAACAUGCGGGCGCAGAGCUUCUCGCGUUUUUGCCAGCGUGCGGACACGCCUGCUUCAGGCCAGCUCGACACCAUCAUGAGUAGCGGUGGCAGCAGCACCCACACCCGCACCUCGCCCAGCCACGGGAUCACCCUCUUGCUGGAUCAAAGUGGGGGUGACUCACCGCCCGCCGCCCUGCAUCCGCCGGCACCUCCGCCUGUGUUGCCGCAGUCGGCCUCCCUCAACCACAACGCCCACACGCCCCUGCUAGCAACCGCGGUGUCAGCGGUGGCACCCGCAGACGCUGUGCAGGGGGCGCAGUCGGAGGGGGUCCAGUCGGAGGGGGUGCAAUUGCAGGCGGACCAAGAGGAAGAGGCGGCUGCAGGUGUGCGGGGCUACGGCUCCAGCGGGUACUCUCUGCAGCCACGGCCGCCGCCGUUGCUGCUGCAGCCCCUCGGAGACUCGGAAGGGGGGUUUGCUGAGGGCGAAGGGUCUCGUCAUGUGGGUGCCGUUGCGGUGGUGACACUAGCAGGAGAGGCGCAGCAAGCGGCCACCGCCGGCUCAGCAGCGGCUGCAGAUGCAGCGGCAGCGGCGGCGGUGGCGGCGACAAUGCCCACAAGCGGCAUCGCUCCUCCGUUUGAGAUGGAGCGGUGGCACGAGGUGGUUCUGAGCGGCCUGCGGCACCCGGUCAGCGACGAGCAGCUGAUCCUGGUGACGCAGCACGACGUGUCGGCGCGCGUGUGGGCUGAGCAGCAGCUGGCGCGGGUGAUGGAGGCGGAGCACGCCAUGCUGGAAGCCAUCUUCCCGGCGCAUGUGUUGGAGCACAUUGCUAUUAUGGCCGCCGCCUCAGCCGACGCUGCCACCGGCGAUCGAGACGUUGACGGUCCCCCUCUCAGCCUGAGAGGCAGGCCCACGUUGCAGGGGGUAGCGGCGGCCGCAUCUGCCGCCGCUUCGGCAGCGGGCCUCGCCUCCCCUCAGCCCCGCACCGCCCCCAUGCUGAGCCCGCAACCCUCCCUGUGCCCCGGUUGCCUCCCACCCUCGGGCGGCGCCGCUCCGCCUGCGGUCCCCAUCAUCACGGGCGACACCUUCCUGCACCUGUCCACCUCCCACAGCGCGCUCACCGUGCUGUUCUGCGACAUCCAGGGCUUCACCGCCAUGUGCAACGUGGUGAAGCCCGCGACCGUGAUGGCCUUCCUCAACGACCUCUACACGCGCCUGGACGCCAUGCUGGACGCGUUCGGGGUGUACAAGGUGGAGACCAUCGGCGACUGCUACAUGGUGGCGGGCGGGCUGAUGAAGGUGGACGAGGAGACGGGCGCAGUCACGGUGCGCUCGGACGACGUGGACCCGCAGCACGCGCACCGCACCGUGCACUUUGCCAAGGCGCUGUUGCGCGCAGCCAGCGCCGUGCGGCUGCCCACCACCGGCGAGCCUGUGCGGCUGCGUGUGGGCAUCCACAGCGGCCCCGCGAUGAGCGGCGUGGUGGGCACCCGCAUGCCCCGCUUCUGCCUGUUCGGUGACACCAUCAACACGGCCAGCCGCAUGGAGAGCACGGGGGUGCCGGGCGCCAUCCACGUCAGCGCCGCCACGCGGGACCUGGUGCCGGGGGAGCCGUGGGAGGCGACGGGAGGCGUGCAGGCCAAGGGCAAGGGGCUGCUGCAGACGUUCCUGCUGAGGCCGCCCCUGGAGCCCUGGUGAAGGGAAGCGGCAUGGCAGCAGCCGGGAGCCCGCUGAAGCCAGCAAAGCGGCUGCAGCCAGCACGACGGAAACGCUGAGAGAAAAGGGACACGGGAGCAGCAGCGAGUCACAACAAGUGAACAGAGCGCUGUUUUAGCCGGCAGGAAGGGCGAGGACAUCAGGACGUGUUUGGGUCAGGGUUGCGGAAACGCCUACCCGGCUCGAUGUGUGCUGGCGCGCGGGGGCGUUGCAUGACCAGUCACUACACAUGCGACUGUAGGGGUGGUGGCACGGCUGGGCGUGAUAGGCAAGGCAAGGGAUUGCGGUGUGGGAUUUCUGUGUGCCUGCAGUGCAGUGCAGUGCUGUUUCGCCCUGGGGCUGCCAGCCAUUGUUUAGUGAGGAAACAUUGAAUGGGUGGGCAUGCAAGUGGCCCUUUGGUGGGCCCGGCAGUACCUUUGGGCGGAAGGAUUUUAUGUCUGACGGAUGCCUUACGACGGUUAAGAGGCGCGCUUUGAAACAGAGCGCUGGUGUGUGGGGGCGUCGUAGUGUUAGUUGACUUGUACUGAAUGCGAUGUGACGUUCAUAGGGGGCUGCUUCAUUCUGGCAGCUGGUCGUGUGUCCCUAUCGCACUGAAUCCGUCUGAACGACGCCAUUCAACGUCGCUCGCGCCCAGCUUUUGGCCAGCAAAUGAUGCACUGCGAUUAAAAGCCUGCAAUCUCGUACGGCGCAUCUCUGAGUGGGGUGCUCCAUGACUGAUGAUUGAUUGUGCUCCAUGUGAAUGCUUUAUGCCUGGUGCGCUAAGGCCGUGUUCCAUAGAUUCGUACUGUCGUAAUCGUGUCAUGAUUGGUUGCGGCGAAGAUUUGCGGGAUGUGUUCAAACUGCUGCUGCAGCCAGUGCCCCUCGUAGCGGCGUGAUCCUUUUUCGUCGUCGGAAACAGCGCAUGCUACGCAAACAUCGUAUGCUGGCAGCAGGACAUGUUCGGUAGUGACUUAUCGCUGCGGCGCGCAGGAUUGCAGCUGUUGGGGUAUGUGCGAUGGCGGCUGGUGUGUAGUUGAGCAGAAACAAGAGCAAGCAGUAUGGCGGCUUGUGUGUCAAGGUCAUUACCGGUAGGUAUACUAAGUACUAAAGACUAUUUAAAGUCGUGCAAAACUAUUGAGUAAAGCGGAAUACGUUGGUAGUUGGCGGUUGUUGGUCGGACGGGAGGUGAAGAGGCCUAUGGAUUGCGGAGAACGACACAUCAUCUUAGAGCUUUUCGAGUUUUAAUUGCAUCACUAUAACUGACAGUCAGGACCGCCCGUGAGCGCGCUUGCGGCCUGCCAAGCAGUGUUGCCGAUCAUGAGGGGGCCUCGUGUGUGGUUGAUUGUUGCCGCCUGCAGAAUACAGAACACAGAUGCCUGUCUUGCUGGAAGUCUGCCGCUGAAAGCCAUGUUCCCGGUGUCUUUCCGACGUUAAGAGAACAGGGAAGGAAGGAAACAGGUUGUUGAGAUGAGCUAGCGCAUGUUUGGCUGCUGUGAACUGUGAGGUGUACGACGUCUCUAUCGAGACGGGGCAUGGCAAGAAUAUACCGCAGGGCCCCGAUUUUGCGCGGAUUGGUUUGUCGUCGGUUGCUGUACGUUUGCGCUGCACGUCGCGUACCGGUAUUUCUGGUAUAUCGCUUGAAGAGGCGCAGUAGCAGUGCAUGCCUCGGAAAGCACCGGUAGAUGGUGCUGGGUGCUUGUGCCGCCGCUGAUUGCGGGUGUUCGCCUAGCGCCUUACUCUCCAUGUGUCACCUUCUUCUCUCCAUGGAAGGGCCUUCUAUUUUGUUUUGCCGGGCUGGCCUGUUGUUAGGGGCUGUGUUGCUGAUGCACGCUGCACUUGGAGUCUACAGUAGCAGUGCUGGUGGUGGUGGACUCCUAGGUGACCUGUCGAGCGGCUGUGACUUGACGCCGUGGACGGCCCUUGCGCAGCGAGGAAGGGUAACUGACAGCAGUCACUGUCCUCGUUCAUGUUGUUGACCGCGACAACAGCGCGCCCGAACGACAAACGGAGGAGGCUGCGGAGGAUUGAAUGCCAUUGGUGGCAACACGUGGCUCUACCUAAGCCUUAUAAACGUUAACGCAGGGGGUGGCAACAUAGUAUACAUGCUACGUCCUAUUUUGUACAAUUCAUACUACAGAAUGUAAGGAGUGGUUUAGG